AUGGUGCCGAUAAAUACUUUUAUUGGAAACUUUGGAAAGUAUCACAUGUGGCUUAGUGUUAUAAUUUUUUUGAGUAAAUUUUUUGUGGCUUUUCAUCAAAUGGCUAUAUUUUUUUUGGCUCCUCCUAUUCAGUAUAGUUGCCCUAGAAAUAAUAAUACAUGUUGUGAUACUCCUGUCUAUGAUAAAACAGAUUUUACACGAACUAUUGUAAUGGAAUGGAAUUUAAUAUGUCAAAAGUCUUGGCUAAAAGAUUUUACCCAAACAAUUUUUCAAUUUGGUGUACUUAUCGGAAGCUUAACUUUAGGUCUUGCAUCAGACAGAUAUGGUAGAAGGAUAACUUUGCUUAUUGCAAUAAUUUUUGAAAUUUUCACUGGAAUGAUUGCUGCUUUUAUGCCAGAUUACUGGAGUUUCACAAUUGUGCGUAUGAUUUUGGGCGUAGCUGCUGGAGGAGUGACGGUAGUGUCGUUUGUGCUACUGAUGGAAAUUGUUGGUUGCGCGUAUAGAGAUGUGAUAUCCAUUAUUUUUCACAUACCAUUUACAAUUGGGCACAUCAUAUUAGCGCUUUUUGGAUAUUUUAUAAGAGACUAUGUGCGUUUCCAAGUAGUCAUAUCUGCUGCAAGUAUAAUUCAAUUACUUUAUAUAUGCCUAUUACCUGAAUCACCAAGAUGGCUUUUAUCAAAAAAUAAAACAUUUAAAGCCAUAGAGGUUAUGGAACGUAUUGCUGCAAUAAAUAGUCUACCAAAAUCAGAAAUUCGGCGACAAAUUGAGAUUUAUCAAAUGGAGUCCGUAGCUUUAAGGCAGCGAAGACAAAAUGUUAUUGAUUUAUUGCGUAAUUCUUAUUUAAGAAAAAAUAUAUUAGUUAUGUCAUUGUCUUGGUUUGUAUCAGGAUAUUGCCAUUACGGAGUAUCUCAUUUUAUUAGCCGUCUGACUGGAAACAUUUUUAUAAAUGUAGUAGCAAACGGGUGUAUAUGUUUGUGUGGGUGUCUGUUCGUAAUUCCACUUAUAAAGUACAUAGGUAGGAGGAAAUUGGUAAUUUCUUGUAAUGUAACAAGUAGUAUAUGCCUUUUAUUUAUAGCCUGCGUUCCUGAAGGUGUAGUAUCUUUAAUAUUAGGAUGUGUGGGGGAUCUAUUUUGCUUCAUGGCAUAUAUUGUGCUUUACUUAUAUUGCUCAGAAAUGUUUCCAACAGUCAUACGAAACGCAGCAGUAGGAAUAUCCUCUAUGAUGGCACGAUUUGGUUCUAUGAUAGCACCGUUUGUUGCUGACUUUCGAACAUAUGGAAAGUGGUGUGCUCCAGUCGCAUUCGGUUUCCCUCUAAUGAUUGGAGCAUUUUUGUGUAUGUUCCUUCCAGAGACAAAGGGUACUGAACUUGUAAUGUCUAUAGAAGAAUCUCAGUUAUUAAAACGUAAUACCCACUCAACUUCUCAAAAUAGAGUGUCAAAUGAAUUUAGUAUACAUAAGAGAUAAUAAAUAAGUUUUUUGUGAAAA
Melitaea cinxia (Glanville fritillary) is the source of this 1485-nucleotide messenger RNA. RefSeq names its product organic cation transporter protein-like. Gene Ontology annotation, biological process: transmembrane transport. Gene Ontology annotation, cellular component: membrane. Bases 1 to 1464 code for a protein of 487 amino acids. The transcript has 4 exons. Gene Ontology annotation, molecular function: transmembrane transporter activity. NCBI's taxonomy places the organism in Eukaryota, Metazoa, Arthropoda, Insecta, Lepidoptera, Nymphalidae. The record is from RefSeq and is a predicted model, not a curated record.